GCGACUCGGUGGGGGAUUUGGUGGCGUUGCUUUUGCGCGGAUGGAGGGAGCAGCUGCUGAUCUCUGACACAUUCUCUUUUCCCCCCAAGCACCACUGCCAUAUUGUACCGGGACGUGUUUCAUGCCGAAAAAAAUAGUUAAAUGGGUCCAGUAACUGGAAUGACUCCAGAUAAGAACAUAGAAACUCCAGGAUCUGAGAAGGUUACAGGAUUAAUUCACAUUGACACUAUGGGUAGCCUUCCAGAAGAGGUUGGUGCAGCCAGGCCCAAGGCUUCAGCAGUAGACUGUGGGCCAGCAGAUGAAGAACUUACAAACUUGAACUGGCUUCAUGAGAGUACAAAUUUGCUUAACAACUUCAGUCUGGGAAGUGAAGGACUUGCACCAGGUGGUUCCUUGUAUGACAUUGAAGGUGACAACUCAUCAGGAUGUCAGAAUACCGACAAGUCAUCAACUUCUACAAAGCCUCCUUAUUCUUUCAGUCUUCUCAUAUAUAUGGCAAUUGAACACUCUCCCAAUAAAUGUCUGCCUGUCAAAGAGAUCUAUAGCUGGAUUCUUGAUAGAUUUCCCUAUUUUGCAACUGCUCCUACUGGUUGGAAGAACUCAGUCAGACACAAUCUUUCCCUAAACAAAUGUUUUCGAAAAGUUGAACGAAGUCAUGGAAAGGUGAAUGGAAAAGGUUCAUUAUGGUGUGUUGAUCCAGAAUAUAAACCUAAUCUUAUCCAAGCACUGAAGAAGCAGCCAUUUUCUGCAGCACUUACACUGUACACCCCUCCUGCCUCACCUACAGG
Bombina bombina (fire-bellied toad) is the source of this 788-nucleotide messenger RNA. Its product is annotated as forkhead box protein N2. Lineage: Eukaryota; Metazoa; Chordata; Amphibia; Anura; Bombinatoridae. Gene Ontology annotation, cellular component: nucleus. The annotation marks the transcript as partial. Gene Ontology annotation, biological process: regulation of DNA-templated transcription. Gene Ontology annotation, molecular function: DNA-binding transcription factor activity; cis-regulatory region sequence-specific DNA binding. The transcript has 3 exons. The record is from RefSeq and is a predicted model, not a curated record.